UUUAACAAAUUUUGCUUCUGUUAAGAUAAUAUUGUUAUAAUUGUUACAACCACUUAACUUACUUAAAUAUGGUAAACUAUUGCUGUAUCCAAGGUUGUAACCGCAAUAGCCGAGCUAAUAAACACCUCAAUUUUUAUAGUUUACCAAAAGAAAAAUACCGUCAGAAACAAUGGCUAAAACUAGCUGGCAGGGACGAUUUGCUGGAUCAAGAUCUGGAAAGGCUUCGGAAGUCACUUAGGUUCUGUUCUCGUCACUUUCAACCUAACUGUAUCAAAAAUAGAUUCCUAAGUAAUGAUGCUAUGCCUAGCAAAAGUCUUCCAGGAUCAAUGAGUGGAGAAGAAACAGAUACGGAACCAGAGAAGCAUGAAGGUGUUGUAUGUGAUAGCUGCUCGGAGCCUAUUUGUGGGUUUCGCUACAAAUGUGUUACAUGUGACAACUAUGAUCUGUGUCAGAAGUGUGAAAUGCUUGGGUCACAUCCGCAGCAUUAUAUGUUAAGAAUACCGAAGUCAAUUAAAUUUCAAGUGGCAGACGACCUUCUAAGUAAAUGGAGAGAAUUUUUCAAAGCGGAGCAUGUCAUACCGGACUCUAAUACACAUGAAUUAUCCAGCGAUGAUGAACCAGUUACGAAAUACAUCCGAGUAAGGAACUAUGACAGUGGAAUCGAUUUAUCUGAAGAUGUAAAGAGAGAUAUAAGAUGUGAAAUUGAUCGAGCCCUUAAAUCGAUUGAGGAAAAGAAAACUCAAAAGGCGACGGCUGCUCCUGAAGAGGUUCCCAGCAAAAAAAUGAAAUUAGAUAGCGAAAAGACUAUUGAAGUAGCAAAACCUGUAUCAAGUACUCCAGAGUUAGCCUUUGCAGAUGUUAAUGAUUAUGAUCAGAAUGACGUCAAGACUGAGGAGACUUCAUCAGUUGCUUUAGUGGGGCAAGGUCAAACACAACCACUGUACUACAUGAAAUUGAGUGGAGAUUUGUCCGACUUAAUGAUGGAGUUAACUGAGACCAAUAAAGAUGAAUAAUGAAUAUAUUUAAUUAAGAAUAAUGUAUAUUUUAAACUUUAAUAAAUUUUACUUCUAUGUAAAAUAGUUAUUAAAUAAACAU
Messenger RNA from Nymphalis io (European peacock), 1095 nucleotides. RefSeq lists its product as uncharacterized. The record is from RefSeq and is a predicted model, not a curated record. Lineage: Eukaryota; Metazoa; Arthropoda; Insecta; Lepidoptera; Nymphalidae. Bases 69 to 1013 code for a protein of 314 amino acids. Gene Ontology annotation, cellular component: amphisome; aggresome. The transcript has 5 exons. Gene Ontology annotation, biological process: endosome organization; mitophagy; aggrephagy. Gene Ontology annotation, molecular function: K63-linked polyubiquitin modification-dependent protein binding; protein kinase C binding; zinc ion binding.